This is a messenger RNA of Morus notabilis, 1627 nucleotides long. RefSeq lists its product as uncharacterized. The record is from RefSeq and is a predicted model, not a curated record. The coding region runs from base 543 to 1442 and encodes 299 amino acids. The transcript has 3 exons. NCBI's taxonomy places the organism in Eukaryota, Viridiplantae, Streptophyta, Magnoliopsida, Rosales, Moraceae.
ACAAUUCUCUUGUGUCUCCGUGAACUGCGAGAGAAACUGUCGAUUGGGUCUCUCAGUUUUGCUGUCUUGAAUUCUUCUGGAUUUGCUUUGUCAUGUGGUCAUGUCAGCUAAAGGAAAGUCCACUGUGACAGAGAAGAGAGAGAGAGAGAGACAGAGAGAGAGAAUAUAGGAGAGGGACUCUUUCCUUUUACCCUUUUCUCAGUGUAGAGUACUCUUUCAAAUUCCAGCCUUUCCAGAAUUACUCUGUUUUUCUCUGUAUAGUCCUCUCUUUUUUUUUUUGCCUUCUUCCAUUAGAUUACAAUAGCUGUCACCAUCUUUGAGAUUAGUAAAUUUGUGUGCAGAGAAAUGCUUUCGGAGUCUUAACAUGGCCAGAUCAAAUCAAGGCUCGAGAAUGAGAUUAUGUAGCGGUUUCAUGAUGGGUUUUUGCUUUUCUUUCUGGUAAAAUCGAGAAGUAGGAGUGCCUGCAAGCUGUUCGUUAAAAAACCCAACAGAGGAAAAAAAACUGAAAAAGGUGAAUUGGAGUGUCCAUCUGAUACAGAAAAAUGAGAGAUUUUCCUUCUUGUUUCGGAGAAAAUGGAGUCCAAGUUGCUGAUUCUUCCUCGUCAAACAGCUCUAAGAAUGCCCAGAAUUUGGUCACUUGUGUCUACCAAUGCCGGCUAAGAGGAAAAUCUUGCUUGAUUACCAUCACGUGGAGUAAAAGCUUGAUGGGUCAAGGCCUGACUGUUGGAAUUGACGAUUCUUCAAAUCAGUGUCUCUGUAAAGUUGAUAUUAAGCCAUGGUUGUUCUCCAAGAGAAGAGGGUCCAAGAGCUUAGAAGCAUAUUCUAGUAAGAUUGACAUAUAUUGGGACCUUUCUUCGGCGAAAUUCGGAUCCGGGCCUGAGCCUUUGGAGGGGUAUUAUGUAGCAGUUGUGGUGGAUCGGCAAAUGGUUCUCCUCCUUGGAGAUUUGAGAAAAGAAGCUUUUAAGAAAACUGGUGCCAAUCCCGUGGCCUCUGAUGCUGUUUUUGUGGCCAAGAAAGAGCACAUCUUUGGCAAAAGGGUCUUCACCACCAAGGCUCAGUUUUGCAACAACGGUCAAAGCCACGAUCUCGCGAUAGAAUGUGACACCAUUGGGGUUAGUGACCCUUGUCUCGUGAUCCGGGUCGACGGCAAGAAUUUGAUGCAAGUGAAGAGGCUCAGAUGGAAGUUCCGGGGAAACCACACCAUAUUGGUUGAUGGGCUUGCAAUUGAAGUCUUCUGGGACUUACACAAUUGGCUCUUUGGUGCAUCACUUGGAAAUGCUGUUUUCAUGUUCAAGACGUGCCUUUCAGCCGAGAAGUUGUGGGCUAGUCAACCGCUGUCAGAUCCGAAUUCGAUGCCGUGGUCUUUUUCGCAGAGAUUUACUGAUAGUAAAGGGCUAGGACUUGGCUUUUCUCUGAUAUUGUAUGCUUGGAAGAACGAGUAGAGUAGAGGGCAGAGGUUCUUCGUUGAAGUUCUAACUGAAGAAACCUAGUGAGUGGUGAUUCUUGUCAAACAUGCUGUUGGAUUAUACCAAAUUUAAUUAUAUAUGUGUCCAUUUGUUCUUUACUAUCCUUAUUUUUCAUUUAAGUUACUUGAGCCACAUAAUAGAUGCAGACCGUUUUGUUUUCU